Messenger RNA from Brienomyrus brachyistius, 2916 nucleotides. It is a transcript of the gene dhrsx, whose product is annotated as dehydrogenase/reductase (SDR family) X-linked. Bases 554 to 1393 code for a protein of 279 amino acids. Gene Ontology annotation, molecular function: oxidoreductase activity. The record is from RefSeq and is a predicted model, not a curated record. The transcript is spliced from 7 exons. NCBI's taxonomy places the organism in Eukaryota, Metazoa, Chordata, Actinopteri, Osteoglossiformes, Mormyridae.
AAGGCAAACCCCGACAUUAUCAGAGAGAAGCCGGCAAAGCAAUGGUCUUUCCCUGCGUGAAUUGUGAAUGUUGUGUAUGAUGCAUAACUAAUGGGCGACCAAGAUAGCGUGGAGUUUAGACCUGGGGAUGAUUUCGAGAAGCCCAGCCGUUUCUCCUUAACUCAUCAACUUGGCACGAACCAAUGCAGAUAGCUAAGGUUUGGCUUUCUGCUGUGGGAGACGCUCCGUGUCCAUCAUUGCGCUUCUAAGUGCGGUUGCAGAUAGUGUCCUUCUGUUGCAGCCCACUGGUGACAUGCAGUCUCUUAUAUCUCCGGUGACCAAAGCUAUAUUAGUAGCCUUGUUUAUUUUCGCAAUUCUUCUCAUCCUCUAUGUGAUUUUAUGGUAUAUAUGUCGAGACGUGGAUUGUGAUCACGGAAUCUGAAUGGGAGAAUUGGACGCCGAUUAGACAACACAAACUGAAAAGCCUGAUAGUAUUUCUGGCGAAGUCAGGGUGACCCCUGUUUUUCCCAAACAAAAUGGAAGGGUUGCCAUAGUGACGGGGGGUGCCAAAGGAAUGGGAUAUGAGACGGCGAGAUGUCUGACGAGCCUCGGAAUGCAUGUCGUAAUAGCUGGGAACUCAGAAGAAGAGGGUCUGGCAGCUGUGAAGAAAAUCCAAGAGGAGGAUGGUGAGAGGAAAGUGGAGUUCCAGCACCUCAACCUGGCAUCUCUGAAAUCUGUCCGCCAGUUUGUCCAGGUUUUUGAGAACCGAUCACUUCCAUUGCACGUCCUGGUCAACAAUGCAGGCGUUAUGCUGGUUCCCGAGAGAGAGACCGAAGACGGAUUUGAGCUUCACUUUGGCCUCAACUACUUGGGCCACUUCCUGCUGACUAACCUCCUUCUGGACACCCUGAAGCAGUCGGGAAGGCAGGACUCCUUCGCCCGAAUCGUAACAGUCUCCUCGGCUACGCACUAUGUGGCAGAUCUUGACCUCGAGGAUCUCCAGAACAGGUCCUGCUACUGUGCCCAUGGCGCUUAUUCUCAGAGCAAGCUGGCACUGGUCCUGUUCACAUACCACCUGCAGGAGGCGCUCACUUCCCAGGGCUUCCCGGUAACAGCCAACGCUGUGGACCCAGGCAUGGUGGACACUGACCUCUACCAGAACUUGUGCAGUCCCGCUCAGCUGCUCAAAAGGCCUGUGGCCAGACUCUUCUUCAGGACCCCAGCCGAGGGAGCCUCCACGGCCAUGUACGCCGCUGUCACCCCCGAGAUGGAGGGGGUGGGCGGCUGCUACUUGUACAAUGGACAAAGGACACAGUCAUCGGAUGCCUCCUAUGAUGUGGACCUGCAGGUCCAGUUGUGGAGGCUGAGUCGUGCUCUCGUGGGCUUCCCAGACGAAGGGAAGAGAGAAAAUUGAACAACCCCCCCCCCCCACCCCCAGCCUUGCUGUAUCCCCUCGGAGAGAGCCUACUUUUUAACCAGCAACACAAAAGAGGAGCCCCUGCCCAUUUUCCCCUCCAAACCUUUCAACUGGGAAAAAAAUAACAAGCUAGUCGGGGAACUCUUUAGCGGUCUGAAUUCUGCCAAAUCUGCCAUAUUGAAACAUCCGCACGCAUUCACCCACUCCAGUCAUGGUGCAAUUAGUGUGCAAGAGAUCUACAGGUAGACAUGUAACACUGGUACUUUGGACCCUCAUUUAAUCCACAUUUACUUUAUCGCCCCCCCCAUAACCAUUUCAAUUCCCUCAACUGGUGAAACUUAAAGAACAAACCCAUGUAACAGAUGGUUGUAUUUACUGAUUUGUAAUCCCAGUCCUUCACUUGUGCACUGCGAUAAAGUGCUCAAGGCUGCCACCAGACCUAAGAGUCUCCUUUGUCCGUUGGCAAUCAACGUAUGUUGACUGUCCCCUCUGCCUGAAACCCUUCGCAUUCAUAGUUACUGUAAUGCACAGCUGUGGUUUGCGUGUUCAUGUGCUCUGUGGCGACACUACUUAUGUUCUAUCCGUGUAAGGUCUUGCUUGUACUCCAGCACGCUUUGUCCGCAUCAGCUGCCUCUGAGAUGCAUUUUACGCAAGUCAUCUGGUGACAUCAGUGAAUUGCUUCAACCCGUUUUUACUGUGGCGAGGAAUAAAGCUAACAAUAAUUAGCGGAUGCUAACUUAUGGGGCUGCCUCGCAAGUCCUGCUUUGUCCUUGAAUCAGGUGCAAGAGUUCCAAUAACAUGGAGAAAUAUAUAUCUUGUGUAUUAUUUGUGUCGCGCUUGGCAAAAAUGUUCCCGCGGACGCUAAGCCUGUUUGUUGUUUUGAUGUCUGAGUUUUCAUUGUGGAUGUUACCUUUUGUUUGAUGUGUAUCCAGAUCAAUCUUUGUGAAUAUGUCCCGGCAAGAUGCAAAGUCAGGUUCUCUGCCAGUACCACUGCACCUAUGUGUUCAGUAAGAGGGUCAGAAGACAAGACGGCACUUCAGCAUCAGCUUUCUGUUCUGUGUUUCAGUGUUUUUGGUUGAUUAUGAUGCACUUUGAUCAUGGCACAUUCCUUACGUGAUUCAAGUCCAGAAAUUGAUUAAAGAUCCUUAUUUCCCAGUGCUAGAAAUCAAAAUAAAGACUUUACUAUGGACCGUCUGUGUGUUUUGGUCCAAGCAGAAGCAGCCAAUGUGACCCAAAACAAGGCUUUUAGGAAAUGGCCAUUUAAUUAGCACGAACAUGAAGGACAUGCAAAACAUUGACUGUGAGACGUAAAACCAUGGCCACUGUGAGCUACCUUGCAUAUCUCAGCACAGUCCUAUCACACUCAAUGCAAUUCAAAGCAGAUAUUUGACUGACAUGUCAUUAGAUACUGCUGUAGUGUAUACUGCUCAAAUAUGCCUGGGAAAGUGUGCUGGCCGUUAGGAGAGUGUUCUGUCCUCCGAUACAGAUGAAAUAACCUGCAAUAAAGCUGAAGUGAUUUG